AUGGCGGUCAUCGAUGUGGCGGCGCAGCCUGGCCUCCCCUCACGCUAUAGAGUUGUACCAGGCUCUUGCGAUAUCCCGAUCGGUGUUCUGCCCAAGACAAGUACAACCGCGCCCGAAAAACCGGAGAACAUCGCUAGCAGCCUGAUCGAGAAGGUCAACAGCAGCAUUGCGAAGAAGGAUGCUGCGGCCCUUGCGUCGUUAUUUAUUGAUAACAGUUACUGGCGUGAUCAUCUCUGUCUCUCGUGGGAAUUCCGGACUCUUAAGGGAGCCCAAGCUCUCUCGAAGUUUGUUGUUGAGAGUCCCUCGGAGGCCAAGCUUGAGCUUGAUCACUCCUCGCCAUUUAGGGCACCGCAUAAUGGUCCCAUUGAUGCCCUUGGUGAGGUCAACGGAAUCGAGUUCUUUAUUAAGGUCACCACUGCGUUUGGGAAUGGCAGGGGCCUUGUACGGCUUGCCCAAGUGGGGGAGGAAUGGAAGAUAUUCACCGUCUUUACAACCCUUCACGAGAUGACCAGCCAUGAGGAAUUGGUCAAUGGCCGCAGACCUGUUGGUGUGCAGCAUGGAGCACACCAGGGUCGAACGAACUGGCAGGACCGACGCACUGCGGAUGAGAAUUAUGAAGGCAAAGAUCCUGCCGUCCUCAUCGUGGGUGCCGGCCAAGGAGGUCUAACUGCAGCUGCACGUCUGAAGAUGCUAAAUGUUGACACCCUGAUCAUUGACCAAGAAGACCGAAUCGGAGAUAGCUGGCGUCGCCGCUACCACCAACUAGUCCUACACGACCCAGUGUGGUACGAUCACAUGCCAUACCUCCCCUUUCCACCCAACUGGCCCAUCUUCACGCCCAAGGAUAAGCUAGCCGAGUUCUUCGAAUCCUACGUCAAAUUACUCGAACUCAAUGUAUGGGUUCGCACCGAGCUGAAGUCUUCAUCCUGGGAUGAGAAAGCGAAGCAAUGGACUGUUGUUCUACAGCGCACGAAAGCAGAUGGCUCGACUGAGACACGCACUUUCCACCCACGCCAUGUAAUUCAGGCCACUGGACACUCCGGAAAAAAGAACCUACCCACCUUCAAGGGUAUGGAGAAUUUCCAGGGUGAUCAGAUCUGCCACAGUUCCGAGUUUCCUGGUGCGAGGGAGGGACAAAAAGGCAAGAAGGCUAUUGUUGUUGGAUCUUGUAAUUCUGGUCAUGAUAUUGCUCAAGACUACUACGAGAAGGGAUACCAUGUUACCAUGGUGCAGCGGAGUUCGACGUGUGUGGUCUCGUCGAAUUCUAUCACCGAGAUAGCCCUCAAGGGCCUUUAUGAUGAAGCGGCUCCGCCUACUGAGGAUGCCGAUACUUACUUGAUGAGUCUGCCGCUCGAGAUGUUCAAGUUGCAGCAGACGAAGGUCACGAAAGCCGUGAAUCAGAACGAUGCAAAGACACUUGAAGGGUUGGCCAAGGCGGGAUUCCAGGUUGAUCGUGGUCCCAUGGAGGCGGGGCUUUUGUUGAAGUACUUCCAGCGUGGAGGUGGUUAUUAUAUUGAUGUCGGAGGGAGUCAGUUGAUUGUCGAUGGGAAGGUGAAGGUCAAGCAGGGACAGGAGAUUAGUGAGAUUCUGGCAAAUGGAAUCCGAUUCGCGGAUGGAUCGGAGCUGGAAGCCGAUGAGAUCGUCUUUGCGACCGGAUACCAGAACAUGAGAACGCAGGCACGCAUCAUCUUUGGUGAUGAGGUCGCGGACCGCGUUGGCGAUGUGUGGGGGCUGAACGCGGAGGGUGAGUUCCGGACCAUCUGGCAACGCAGCGGCCACCCUGGAUUCUGGUUUAUGGGUGGAAACUUGUCACUGUGCAGAUAUUACUCGCGUCUUCUGGCGCUGCAGAUUAAAGCUCUGGAAGAGGGUAUUGCUACGUAUUAA
Messenger RNA from Penicillium pulvis, 1884 nucleotides. RefSeq names its product flavin-containing monooxygenase. The transcript is spliced from 2 exons. Lineage: Eukaryota; Fungi; Ascomycota; Eurotiomycetes; Eurotiales; Aspergillaceae. The coding region runs from base 1 to 1884 and encodes 627 amino acids. The record is from RefSeq and is a predicted model, not a curated record. Gene Ontology annotation, molecular function: monooxygenase activity; flavin adenine dinucleotide binding.